GGAAAUCUGUGUAUCUAACGGUUGGGUUUAUAACGCCACUUGCACCAGAGCUCUCAACUCACAGGUUCGGUGGAGAAUCUGGAAAAGUAACUCUGACAUUAUUUCCAGAAAGUGUACCCGCGGGAUGGCAGAAGAAGGCCAUCACCACCUCCUGCUGCUACUGCUGCUGCUGGGAUGUGUGUGUGUCGGCCAAGCGUAUAUCACAGUGACUACGAACCUAGGUACAACGAGCGUCAGACGCAGCAACUACCAAACGACGCAGAAAUUAUUCGAGAUCACAGUAGACACCAACGCCUCAAGUUUUCUGUGUGAAGGUUCCUCUGGUUUAUUCAACACCAAGAGGCUCGACCCCGACACCAACUUCUGGAUAUACUUCGAUCCCUCGAAUACUCCCGCGGAGUUAACAGGAGACGAAUACACCGUCAACGGCAACUGCUCCACCGCUGAACCAAACUACGACUCCUUCUCCAUCAAGGUGAACGUCAUCAACAACGAGGCCCCAGUGGUAACCAAUGGACCACUAGUGACUAUAUCGGUACAAGUUACUACAACCAUUGGUCAGAUUAUCGGGACUGUGGUGGCCACGGACAACGACGGCGAUCUGCUGACCUUUAAUGUCCCUACGCAACCGGUCGGGUUCAAUAUGGAUAAUGGUGGACUAAUCAGUACCACUAAAAACAUGGCGGAACUGGACUCAAUAUCAACGUUGAUUUCUGCAUCUGUCAGCGACGCAACUCACACCACAAACUUCCAAGUCAGGAUUAGGCUAGAUAAGUUGAACACGAAGCCGGUGGACAACACGAUCCCCGCCACGAGGGACGUGCAGGAAGAUGCCGUGAGCGGCGUCAUCCACACCUUCAACGUCCCGGACACUACCUUGUUCAACGCUCUCAUCACCACCCUCACCGUCUCCCCUUCCUCCGGCGACGGAAAGUUCAAGAUUGAAAGCAACCAGAUUCAGGUCGUUGGGCCAUUUGACUUCAAUGCCGUCCCCACCUACACCCUGACGGUCCGCCUCAACGACGGCUUUAAGAGCAACAGCUACAACAUCAACGUCAAUAUCAUCGACGCCAACGACCCCCCAGCAUGUACCAGAACAAGCUACAUCGUUUCUGCCAACGAAAACACGAUGUCCCCAAUACCUAUCAGUGGGUUUGGCAUCACAGACGCUAGCGGACAGACCCACACCCUCGCCCUCUCAAACAACUACUUCAGCGUAUCUCAGAAUUCAGGUUCGACUGAAAUAAGGCCAAACGUCGCCCUUGACUGCGAAUCAAAUACGCCCAUUCCAAACCCCGUGACCAUCAAUAUCACCGUCACGGACAACUUCGGUGCCUCUGGCACAUGUGCAGUCACUAUUCAGUGCAACGACACGAACGACAACAGCCCCGAGUUUGUAACAUCCACGUACAGCUUCCUGGUGGCGACCGACAUGGCAAUCGGGACGUCUAUCGGCAAGGUCAGUGCUACUGACAAGGACGUUACCACCACGACUAACGGUAAGGUGGUCUACAGUCUGCAGCUGUCAAACCCAGUAGAAAUUGUAAAGGUGCUUCCGAACGGGGACGUUUUGAUCAACAAAGACAUCUCCGGCAUGUACAGCAACUCCGUGUCCGGGGAGAUACUGGCCACAGAUCAAGGGGCUGGAGCUAACCAGGGCACUGCGACGUUCUUGUUCAAAUGGAACGAGGCUCCUGAUAUCAGUAAUCUCCCGGACUCGGGUAGUCUAUCGGAAGACACGACUGGGGAGUCGCUCAUCUUGGAACUCACCACAACUGACCCGGAAACAGACGCCGUCACGUGUCGCUCAGGCACUAUCAGCCUGCCCGGGGCUCCUUUCACAGUGAAGCUCGUCUCUGGCAAAUUUGGUAUUUACUACACUGGAAAUGCGCCGCUUAGUUCACUUCCGGUAAAAAACAUUCAGAUCGGGGUUAUUUGCGAAGAUGGAAAAGGUGGCUCCAUUGAAAAGAACUAUGACCUUCAACUCAAUCCCAACGAAAGACCACAAGCAUCAUGCUCACCGACUGCGACGACGCAAAUUAGCGCCAAAUCCAUCAAAACGAACGACAUCGUAUACACCAUUCCCGUAACGGACAAGGAGAACAAUCCUAUAUCUGUUAUAUCCGUGUGUGAUCCGGAAUUGGGACUGUUCGUUUAUGACUCUGCCACUGUGGCGUUGAAGGCGACGACAUCAUUUCAUGGUGUGACCAAAUCCAGCAUCACCUGCACACUGCGCAUCAGCGACGGCAAACACCCGCCAAUGGAUGAUGUCACCUGCUUUGUCACUAUCACCAUCACAGACCUGAACCAAGCCCCGACAAUAGACAACGACAAGCAGGUGGUGAGGCACAGCGAGCUGACCAAGCCAGGCCUCGAACUCUUUAAGUUCGACAUCACCGACGACGACAAGGUCGAAAUUUCCUACGAAGUAAACCCUGUCGCAUACGCUUCAUAUUUCACAGUCAACUCUACUUCUGGAUCCGUAACAUUAUUGAAGGACCUGGAUUUUGAGACACUGCCAAAAACAUACAUCAUCACCAUCGUCGCUGACGACAGCGUCCUCAAAGCAACGGGGACGGUAACAAUCGAGGUCACAGACGACAACGAUCCCCCGGUUUUUGAUAAGAAUAAGUACAUUGUGUCUCUCAAAGAAGGGGAGGCCCUGGCAUCCAGCGUCGACUUAGGUUUAAAGGUGACAGACACAGACACGGGGGACACGCACUCCUUCCGCGUCCUUGCUCCUUACAGCAGCACCUUCACCAUCGAUGGAACUACACUCAAGAACCUGGUGCCGAUUGACCUGGACGCGGCCGGUUCCCAAACAACUUACGAUAUAGUGGUUGAGGCUGAUGAUAAGAAUGGGGGUCUUGCGACAACCAACGUGAGCAUCAUUCUUCAACAAAUCAACGACAACACCCCCUACUUUGACGCCAACCCUUUUAGCAACUGCGUUAUCGGACUGGCGUUACCAAUUUCGACUGAAAUAUGCUCUGGCACUGCUAAAGACGAUGAUGACGACCUCCAGGACAAGACGUUGACAUACUCUAUUGGCGCCUCAAGCCAUCCUGGAGUGUUCAAGAUGGUCGGGAACGGCAUCUUCCUGCAGGAGGCCCUGCAGCAAUCCUACUACGGGCAGCUGAUGAGUGUAGAGGUCAUCGCCACAGAUGCCGGAACCGACCCCGGGACUCUCGCCGGCUCAGUCAAUGUCGCCUUCGAAUGGAACAAGGCGCCCACCUGUACAGCUCCCACGGGACUCCAGCUACCGGAGGACGCCACAUCUAAGGACAUCCCAGGGUCGGACAUCACAGCAACAGACCCUGAGCCGGCCGACACCGUCACCAUCGCCAUGGCGUGCUCACCAGGCACCACCGAGUUCGCUGUACAAAACAAGAAGGUCCACUAUUCCGGGUCCCCCACCCUGUCCUUCAAGAACACCCCCUCCUACACGUGUGUUCUGACAUGCACCGAUGGAAAUGGAGGAAAGGACGAGAGGAAUUUCACAAUCACAAUCACUAAGAACAAACCGCCUAAUCCAUCUUGUAGUGCAAUGACCAAGCCGAUAGCAGAUGCGAAAGCGGUGAGCAAAGGCGACCACAUUUUGACGUUCCCUAGCGACGACCCCGAGAAAGACGACAUCACCUACUCCAUUCUGAUGAGUCCCGCGUCCUCACUGUUCCAGGUCAAUCCAGACACCGGGGAACUGACGGCUAGUGCAGAUCUGAAAAACCAGAAGGCUGAUUUCGUAGAGAUCACGGCAACACUGAGUGACCCUUUUGAGAAUACGGCCGUGUGCAAAGUUUCCAUCACCAUAAACAAUGUUAACAAGAAGCCAGUGCUGACCCAGACGAAUACCAAAGUGUUCGCCAAAGAGGACGCAGCGCCCGGAGUCGAGAUAUUCAAACUGACCAUCACUGACGAAGACACCCACGCGACUGGCUAUUCGACCACGAUCAAAACCCUCCCUGAAGAGGCGGCCGCCAACUUUGAGGCUGUGGUGACCGACAAGGUUGUCUCAAUCAAACUACGUGCUGGCAGAGAGCUGGACUACGAGACGUUAAACAAGUACACAUUUUUUGUCAGCGUCAAUGACGGCUGUUGGACGUCUGACGACAUCGUCACAUACUUGGACAUCGAUGAUGUCAAUGAGGCUCCGGGCAUUGUCAACGGGUUGAAAUAUUCGGCUGAGUUUAAAGAGGACCAAGUGAACCAGUGUGUCAAAUUAGGCUGCGGUGGUUUCGACCCAGACUUCGGCGACGUUGAAAAGUGGAAGUGGACGAUCACUGAUCCGGCCAAGUACAAGGACUCGUUCACCAUCAGUGGCGCCGACUGUACUCUGUGUCUCAGGGCAGCGAUCGAGCUGGACCCUGAACUGAGAGACAAGAAGGCAGACAAGGAACUGAUUGAUCUGAAGGUCGAGUUCGUAGAUAAGGGCGACCUUCCCACAGAAAAGGUCAAGUUUGACGUCGCCGUGACAGUGUUGGAGGUGAACGACAACGACCCCAUAUUCGAGAUGCCAAGUUACUUUGGCCAAGUGUUUAACACAGAUUUAGAAGGGAAGGAGAUCAUCGCCAUGGUAGCUGACGACCUGGACGCGCUCACGAACGGGAUGUUCACAUGUAGAGCCAAGCAGUGCGAUGCCGCCCUGGACGGAUAUAUCACCGUUGGUGCCGACUGCAAGGUCCGACUGUCCAGCUCAAUGGCUACUGGGUUUGUUGGAGGGCAGAACUUCAAGUGUGACGUUGAAGUCAUUGACAAUGGGAAUCCUCAAAGGAAGAGUGAAACUAAGCUGGACCUGCAAUACGUACUUGUAACCACCCUGCCACCACCACCAACCGAGACACCAGAUCCUAAUGCAAAUGCAAAUGCUAACGCAAAUGCCAAUGCUAACGCUAACGGUAACGCUAAUGCAAAUGGCAACAUAGCAGGUGGGGCCAAUGGAGCCCUCAACUUAUUGUCCAACUCGGCAAAUUCCGGUUCAGGCUCCAAUGGCUUCUCCUCGCUGAGCCCGGGAGCCAUGGCGGGAUUGAUCUGUGGAGCCGUGGCUAUAGGUGGCGCUCUGACGGCGGCGGCCGUUGUAGGCGGGAUCCAGGCCAAGAAGCGAUGUGCGGCCAGGAACCGGAACAAGCCGAACACACGGAGAUACAAUGUCAACUCGCGUGAGUCAACGAUCAAGAAUAACCGUGUCAGCACAACCUCCAGUGUCAAACUCAACAUGCUGAAUGAUCCCGGUGUUGGGAAAACACAGAUCACGCCUGUCUACUACCGCUAGCCACACGUUACUGUCACCGUUACACACGGAUGUCCAUGUGUUGUCAACAGUCUGUAGAACUAUAUAGUCAUCCCCAUGUUACUCUAUGUAAAUGCAGUAAGUGCAGUUGUCUAUAACAAUUAAUAAUCCCAUUUUAGGAUGGAGUAAUCAUCCUUGCAUUCCGUACGAUCCUUUGUAUUCUCCACAAUUAUCAAGGUAGUUUCAAAACUGGUAAUUAGUUACUUGUAUCAUGCAUCUGUAUGGCAUGUCUUCCCUGAUGCUAUAUACCCACGGAAACCCCUUCAACGUGCCUAUCCUCGUGUAAAGGUGAUGGAAUAGAGUUUCCAUAUUUAUAAAUCGGGAUGUUUUCAGAAAUAAGUUCCAUGGGACGUGUUGAAUAUAUUCUCUUGUGUUAUGUGCACUGAAGCCAUUGAAUAUCAUCCAGGCCCUGUCUAGGAAGUAUAUCAACCAGGCCCUGUCUAGCAAAUAUCAUUCAGGCCCUGUCUUCGACGUAUAUCAUGAACACUGUCUAGGAAGUAUAUCAUCCAGGCUCUGUCUUCGACGUAUAUCAUCCAGACUGUCUAGAAAGUAUAUCAUCCAGACUGAAAGUAUAUCAUCCAGGCUCUGUCUAGGAAGUACAUCAUCCAGGGUCUGUCUAGCAAAUAUCAUUCAGGCCCUGUCUUCGACGUAUGUCAUGAAAACUGUCUAGGAAGUAUAUCAUCCAGACUGUCUAGGAAGUACAUCAUCCAGGCUCUGUCUUCGACGUAUAUCAUGAAGACUGUCUAGGAAGUAUAUCAUCCAGACUGUCUAGGACGUAUAUCACCAGGCUCUGCCCAGGACGCAUAUCAUCCAGGCUCUGGCCUAGGAAGUAUAUCAUCCAGGCUCUGUCUAGGAAGUAUAUCAUCCAGACUGUCUAGCAAAUAUCAUCCAGGCUCUGUUUUCGACGUAUAUCAUGAAGACUGUCUAGGAAGUAUAUCAUCCAGAUUGUCUAGGAAGUAUAUCAUCCAGGCUCUGUCUUCGACGUAUAUCAUGAAGACUGUCUAGGAAGUAUAUCAUCCAGACUGUCUAGGACGUAUAUCAUCCAGGCUCUGCCCAGGACGCAUAUCAUCCAGGCUCUGGCCUAGGAAGUAUAUCAUCCAGGCUCUGUCUAGGAAGUAUAUCAUCCAGACUGUCUAGCAAAUAUCAUCCAGGCUCUGUUUUCGACGUAUAUCAUGAAGACUGUCUAGGAAGUAUAUCAUCCAGACUGUCUAGGAAGUAUAUCAUCCAGGCUCUGUCUUCGACGUAUAUCAUUAAGACUGUCUAGGAAGUAUAUCAUCCAGACUGUCUAGGACGUAUAUCAUCCAGGCUCUGUCCAGGACGCAUAUCAUCCAGGCUCUGGCCUAGGAAGUAUAUCAUCCAGGCUGUCUAGGAAGUAUAUCAUCUAGGCUCUGUCUUCGACGCAUAUCAUCCAGGCUCUGGCCUAGGGUGUAUAUCAUCAAGGCUCUGUCUUCGACGCAUAUCAUCCAGGCUCUGGCCUAGGAAGUAUAUCAUCCAGGCUCUGUCUUCGACGUAUAUCAUCCAGACUGUCUAGACAGUAUAUCAUCCAGACAGGCAUGGUGGCGAUAGGCAGGUAGAGACACACGUCCUUGGAGGUAUGGUGGCGAUAGGCAGGUAGAGACACACGUCCUUGGAGGUAUGGUGGCGAUAGGCAGGUAGAGACACACGUCCUUGGAGGUAUGGUGGCGAUAGGCAGGUAGAGACACACGUCCUUGGAGGUAUGGUGGCGAUAGGCAGGUAGAGACACACGUCCUUGGAGGUAUGGUGGCGAUAGGCAGGUAGAGACACACGUCCUUGGAGGUAUGGUGGCGAUAGGCAGGUAGAGAUGAGGGGUGUUUCAAUAGGUUGCGGUCGAAGCAAGACGAUGAAGGGAGUGCGAAGAUAUUCGUUUGGUUUGAUGAAUGUUUUCUAUUAUGUUCUGUUAAUUACUGUGCUUUCACGUUGGCUUAAUGAAGUGAAUGCUCCAUUUAGUCAUUGAAUGUUAAACCUUCACACACAAUUUGGUUUAAAGAAAUGCAUGCACUUCGCAACCCUUUUGAAAUAGUAUCGAACUUUUAAAAUAUAGCACUGUAUGUAUACAGAUACAUGAUUCAAUUUAUUAUUAUGUAUCAUAUGAGAGUGUUAGCUACUUCUGAAAUGUGCCAAAUGUGUAGAUGACUGUGAUAUCUGUAUUUAUGUAUUUAUGUUGUAUUUUACUUUCUGUUUAAAUAAAUGCAUGGCAAUUAG
Messenger RNA from Haliotis rufescens (red abalone), 7510 nucleotides. Its product is annotated as cadherin-23-like. Bases 125 to 5269 code for a protein of 1714 amino acids. Gene Ontology annotation, molecular function: calcium ion binding. Lineage: Eukaryota; Metazoa; Mollusca; Gastropoda; Lepetellida; Haliotidae. Gene Ontology annotation, biological process: homophilic cell-cell adhesion. The transcript is spliced from 29 exons. The record is from RefSeq and is a predicted model, not a curated record. Gene Ontology annotation, cellular component: membrane.